GUUUACAUCGCAAAGUUAUCGCGCGAGUGAUCGACGAAACAACCGCGGCGGCCAUUUGCAUUCGCGGGUUGGACUCACCGUCUGCGUCUGAAUGGAGAACGGAUUGUCUCGCAAUCAAUUGUGGAACGCAUCUUGGCGUACGCGGCUCAUCUUUUUGUCGUUUGUAAAAUGGCGAGGGCGAGUAACGACGUAUCGAGGAUCGUGUGCGCGAAUACAAUUCAGGAGAACAAGAAGAGGUUGCUCGAGGCGCGAAUUAAGAAUCAGGUAUUGCGCCAUAAGGCAAAGGACUGGCCUAGGCAAGGUCUAAACAAAUUGUUUAGCAAACUCAACCAAACUGUGGAAACAAACUUGGUGAAAACGUCAGAAAAGUUGAACCUACUAUGCUACAAUACGAGCGUUAUCGCAUAUUGCUGGUACGGCCCGGUUCUGGGUUUUCCACCUGGAUCCUGGUGGGGCAUACGUAUGGAUUGCUCCAGGGAUCACAUGCACGAUCCGUUUGAUGCCGACAUACACGAAGGACCAUUUGGUGUUGUUUCAGUUUGCACUUCUCAUACCAAUAUGAACGAGGAUGUAGAUUUUGGUGAUUUUCUCACGCUCACAGGUCAGGUGUAUCGCGAGGAGCAAGCCGGCGCGGAUCCGUUUAUUCGCAACUAUAAAAAUCAGAUACCAUUAAGAUUAAUCAGAAGCUACAAUCUGCAAGACGAUAUCGCGCCUAACACGGGUUAUAGAUACGACGGGCUCUACAUAGUUAUAGGCUGUUGGAUAGGCGUGGCUUUGGAUGGAACCAAAUACAAUAAGUUUGCCCUAAUGCGUCUGGCUGAUCAAGAACCGCCAAGCUGGAGCAGCACAAACUCGGAAAAUUUAAUUUCCGCGCGACAAUAUGUUCCACUGUCUAAAUCAAAUGACUCGAAUGCAUACGAUUUGAGAAAAUGUUCGUAUAACACUACCGGUAUUUGCGGUAAGCGAAAACUCGGCCACAGAGAUGAGUUUGUCGAUAUCGGCCGAAAAUCUGUACCUGAAAGUUCCAUCGUCACGCGUCAUGUUUUUAAGAAACCGCCGAGUAACGCGGAGAACACGAUAUCGACCAUUGCAUCCGAUCAAAAGACAUUAACGUGCCUCGGUGCCUCAGCUAUUAAAACCCACAGUACAAACAUCUCGAUACGCAUGGGUUUAUACGAAUCGUCGCAUAAUGUGCAGGACGCAAAGAAGAAUGUUUCAACAAUGUUACACAAACCAUCCAAGUCUAUUGAUAUCCCUAUUCGUCCUGCAUUGGAUAUGGAGAGUGUUCGUUUGACAUCGAAAGAGGAUAAUAAGAUUAUUACGAGACUAGAUACAGAUAAAACAGUGGAUAUUCCUCAACUAAGUGAAAAUGUUUCUUGUAAUAGGUAUAUCGUGGCUGAGAACGCAAACGAAAUCGUUUGCCCAUUCAAGAAACGCAAAAGAAAUUGGCAAGUUUUAAACUCGUUGGAACAUUCGCAUUCCUCCGUCUUGUCUACGUCGCUAAGUAGCCUGGAAAAUGAUACAAAUAUUAUCGAGGGUAAUGAACAACUUAAAAAUGUUCAGCAGUAUUCGGAUUCACAAAAUUUAAAUUCCAAUAAUGAACCAGAUAUACAAAUAUCAAAUCCCAGUAACGAAUCAAUUUCGAGGAGUUCAAUCACAACACAUAAAAAAAUUUUCAAUCAUGAUACUUUAGAAAUAUCAAAUGAAUCGCUCUGCGCACAGAGUAUGAAAUCCUUGGAUUCUUUGACGCCAGACAAGAUCUUGAACUUGAUUAAUAAGGAGAAGCAUCAUCCUCUUUCCAAGUUAUUGAUCGGAAAUGUAAUAGGAUUAACGACUGAAGAAUGUGCAAUGUUGGACGGAUCAAAGAUAUCCACUUUGGAUUCUAAGAGCAAGAUGCAUAUAUCGUCAAAGAUAAAUCUUAAGAAAAGACGUGAAAAAGGAGAUAAUAUAAAAGAGAAUGUUGCAUGUUUGGACAACAGAAGAUACUGCAAAUAUACGAAAUCCAAGAGAUUAUCUUGGAAAAUGCGGUCGGAUGCGGGAAAAUUUGACAAGACUCUAUCUAGCGUAGAUCGCCAAUCGUGCAAUGAUGCAAAUCAGAAAUGUAACAAUAAUGCGAGGAAGAGUAAUCAGAGUGGCAUAUCCAAGAAGAACAACGAGUAUUUGUCACCGUUUCGUGUACAAACUUCGAUUCAGACUAUCGCCCAACAUACUCGCAGCUCAUACGAUAUAAAAACUCGUCUUAGGACCGAUAAAGGCGCAAUGGAGCAGGAGUUUCCCGACUCGUCGAUCAAAAAGAGCAGAUACAAGAAACGAGAUAGAGAAAUCGCCAACUUAUCAAUAGACGCCAAUUUUAGUCCUGUAACUCGCGGGCCCAGAAAUAGGAGAUUGCGAUGCAAAAACAACGCGUAUGCAAACAAGAGAUGUUACAGCACUUUCAAUACCGUGAUAUAUUCACCUAGUAAACGAUGCAAGUCUAGUUUUAAACGCAAGAGUAAGCUGACCAAAGUCAAACGUGCCAGCGAUGGACAAACCAAGAACAGAUACAGGAUAUCUAAUGCUCUGCGAACAAAUGCUAAAAGUAUCAACGAUUCGAUCGAAAAGCGGAAAAAUUUCGAAGUUACCACUAACAACGAUAACGCGAAUAAACAUAAUCGUAAUAAUGUCAGCAAAAGAAAGGAGAAUAGAGUCGUGACAAUCGACGACGACGAUGACGACGACGACGACGACGACGAUCGUAACAUUUCCAAGACCUCCUUUGACAGAAGCCUUCGAAAGAAAUUGACGAUCCCUUUAUCACAUCGCGCUGCUCAAACGCCGCUCUUACACUAUUUUCAUAAGAAACAAGCCCAGAAACCCAGCACGAUGGAUGCGACGACACAAUGCAGACUCAUCUCCGAAAAUCCAGAAGUCUAUGUUAUCGGACAACUAAACGAUCGAAAGGCCAUCUUGAAGAUGGAGUGGGACAAGUACGAGAAGCUGAGAUCGGAAUCUAUAUGCAAUGUAACCGACAACGAUCGAAAAUUUCAAAUUUGUCAAACAUUGCGACUUUGCGCUGCUUCUACAAAGAGGAAUAACUCGAAUCGCGACGAAGAAUCCGCGGAUUCCUCGCAGGACAGAACGUCGGCCUUUGUGCCUGUUGCGAGCGUGUCCGACAGCGACCUGCGAAUCGAACGGCUCAGAUCGAUCGGUUUCAAGCCUAUAAUUGAACCACAGUCUCCACUCGAAAUCGUCGCGCGUGAUUCUGUAUUUGAUCAAAACUCUACGCUCGUAACUACGAGCAAAGUAACAAAGCGAGAUGUUGCCGAGAGGUAUGACAAAUACGCCAGCGAGGACGAUAAUGCAGUCGUUUAUAUGGAUGACGAAUUGCAGUAUCAAGAUAUCGAGGAGGAGGAUGACAAAGGUGCACCGGCGAACAUGUCGACGAAAUCGGCAAUACGAUCAAAGAACGAUAACAUGUUCGCGGAAAUAUCACGCGAAAACUUGGAAUCUCCUUGGCACGGUUGGAAAAAGAUUGUGGCGAACAAUCGAUCGUAUUGGAUCGGCUGGUAAUAGUUGAUUGCAAAUUGUUGUAUAAAUGCUUUUUCGUCACCGCAAUCCAAAAAAAUGAACAUGUUUCAUCCGAUCGUGUGUAUAAUAUUCUAUAUCUUUAUUCUUCUUUUUUGCCAAAAAUUGAAGGCUGUUGAUAACAUUUUAAAUUAUUUUUCUAACAGUAAUAAUAUGAUAUUCGAGAGUUGACUAACAUAUUUUUAAGAAAACAUUGACAGAUUAUUAUUGUAUAAUUAAAGAAAUUUUGCUU
Molecule: messenger RNA, 3796 nt
Organism: Formica exsecta
Lineage: Eukaryota; Metazoa; Arthropoda; Insecta; Hymenoptera; Formicidae
Exons: 3
Coding region: 169-3549 (1126 amino acids)
Biological process (GO): negative regulation of gene expression via chromosomal CpG island methylation; protein ubiquitination
Molecular function (GO): ubiquitin protein ligase activity
Source: RefSeq, a predicted model, not a curated record